Molecule: messenger RNA, 4886 nt
Organism: Plutella xylostella (diamondback moth)
Lineage: Eukaryota; Metazoa; Arthropoda; Insecta; Lepidoptera; Plutellidae
Gene: Jarid2
Product: Jumonji, AT rich interactive domain 2
Biological process (GO): regulation of gene expression; chromatin remodeling
Cellular component (GO): chromatin; nucleus
Molecular function (GO): DNA binding
Source: RefSeq, a predicted model, not a curated record
UCUUGUCUGUGGACAAAUUGAACAAAUUCUCAAAUCGAAACUAAACGAUUUUUUGCCUUUUGCAAGCGUUUACGAUGAUUAUCAAUAUAUUUAAUUCUUAAAGUGCUCAAAUGUAAAUAAUAAUCAUAAAUGCCUAUUCAUAAGUCUUAGAUUUACUGUGUAAAAUGAGUUAUUAAAUGAGAAACUAAGCAGUGAAUCCCGUCAAAGAUGUCGACGCGUGUGUAUCAAUCAACUUUGUUUUGCUUGUAGUGUUUUUUUACACUAUUUGAUUAUUAUACCUGGGUCCGCAGAUUUCGAAACAUACAAAUUCAAACACAAACAUGAGAAGGAAAGUGCAAGCUCAGAGGAAGUUUGCUCAAGGAGCAUACAUCCCUCCAAGCACUAGUGAGAGAAGGACUGAUGUUACCCCGGUGAAAGAUGCUGAUGCUCAGAAAAAUAACAAGAAUGUGGUCUAUAGCAAUAUGUCUGCUGCACAUCUGCUGGAUAUGAUUUCAUUGAAGAGUCUUCAUCACCAUUUGGAUCCCAUUGUAUUGGUGGAGAGACUACCAAAGAAGAAAGUAAAUGUUGUUCCCACCAUAUUGCCUGCUCCAGUGACAAAGGGACACAAUGCCGCCAUCAAAACAGUCAAGAACAAAACUCCAUCACCAGUCACACCCCGCCCGGCUAAACUUGUUAGGAAAAGCAUCAGAGGCGCUAUGCAGCUCAGAUCAAGGAGCUCACUCAAACGUCAACGGUUUACAAAGAAGGAGAUAGUUAUAAAGAGUAAAGCCAAGUUCACACGCACCAGGGUCAUGAAGCGAAGACUGAUAUCGAAAAUUGUGACAGUCAGUAAAAAAAAGACUCUUGUCAGUGUGCCAAAAGCAAGCAUAUCUCCCAUCAUGUCGGAGUUCUCCACAGAUGAUGAUACACCACUUAAUCAAAUAACACAGAAGAAAACAGAGGCAAAAAAGAAAAGUCCAGGACCAGAGAAGCCAGCAAGUGCAAGUCCAACAACUAGUCAAGUUAAGAGAAAGAGGAGUAAACCUCUGGAUGAGGAUGCUAAAAAGUUGUGUACUCUUCGUUCUGCAGCAGCAGCGGCCGCAGCGAGCACUGCUACUGAACCCAAAAUAACGAAGCCAACCAAUGAACCUAAUAAUAUAACCAAGGAAAGUGAUGAGCCUAAAAAAACCAGACUAAGCAAUGAACCUAUUAUAAUAAAGAAAACUGAAGAACAAGACAUAUCACCAGUGGCAGUUUGCAACACUCAACCAGAUCAGGUCAUAAAAACAGAUGAUGUGGUAGAGACACCCCCACUGUCGCCAUUAUCUAAUACUCUAACUGGUCCAAACGGCAGUUACUAUGGACGUAAUGAGAUUGAACGAUGGAUUGUAAACUCUCACUCAGUACCACCUGAGGCUGCUAUUCCCGAGGAACCACAGCCUGAAGUCAGUUCUGAAAAACCUCAGCCUGUAGCUAACUCUGCAGAAGCACAGUCUGUAGCUAACUCUGCAGAAGCACAGCCUAGUAAUGGUCAGAAAUCAGAUCAGAAACAGUUUAAAAUUCCUCAGAAUUGGACCCGAAGAAUGCUCAAACCUAAAGAUCCCAAAAAGUUAAGUAGUAUAUAUAUGCCUUCGGCACCUCAAGAUCAUAUUCGGCCUUUAGAUGUGCCUUGUUCUCCCGGGACUUUAUGCCCGUCUUUACAGUAUUCGACAUUAAAAUCCAUACAGGAUGCAUCCAAGAGCGGUCACAUAAUUGAAAAGUGUAAUGGGCCAUGUCAAAAUUGCAGCAAGGUGACAAAGCUAUCAAAAUUGGUGAAUGGCGUUUUAAAUGUGUUGCAUGAGCCAGCUGAAGCGGCAAGUGAUGUGUACGCAUUCAAUGAACCAGAUGCGACACGCGAACCGCCAUUAUUGGGCUUCCGACAAAACCGCCGUCGCAGCCGCGAUACCGCUACGGAGAAAAAUCUCUACUUAGACCUUUUGCCACAAAAUAGCUCCCACAUAGUACAACUUGUAUCAGUUAAAGUGCCUAACCAGGAUAAGACAAUAAUGAGAGCUCGCCUUGUGCCUAAAGCUGAAGUCACCCAAACCGUGGAUGAAAAGAAUGAUGAGCAAAUCGUAACACUAAUGGAACAAGACAACUUUCUUGAGGAGUUGUUGACUAGUCUAAAUAAAAAUGAUGACAAACAACCUGAAAAGAAUGGUGAAUCUGAACCUAAAAUUGCUAAAAAAAUAAUUGGUACAGAUAUAAAGAACCAGCCUGUUUCUUCCAAUGCCAUUACUAUGUCUAAUAGCAAUUUAACAACAGUUGAUGACAACAGUGAGGGAAAGCCGGUGUAUUUCAAGAAGCCCAAGAUUUCACCAUUGCUUCCACUGCGGGCAAAAUUAAAGCAGCCAUUGCUAAAGCCGCAAUUACAUCCAAAGAUACAACUACAAAAACCCUUGCUGCAGCCCCAAAAACCAAAACUGGAACUAAUAACUAAAUCAAAUGAUCACAAGGCACAAAAGCUAGAUGAAAAGAUGCAAUGCCAACAACAGAAGAUGCAAACUUUACCGAAGCAUCAAUUACCUCGGCAAAAGUUACAACCCCCAACAGAUAAAUUGCAACAGUCACAGCCAGAACUACAGAAGUUACAGCCACAACUGCUAAAGUCAGAACAGCCAUCAAAGAUAGAUCUGAUGCAGCAAAAGCUAUACUCACCUCAAGAGAAAUCUCAGCCUUCACAGGAAAAGGAGCCGCCACAACAAAAGAAGAUACAGCCGCCCAAAGCAGAGCAGCCUCAACAAAAGGUACAACAGGAUCGGCAAAAGUCACCGCAGCUGCCCCAAAAGUCACAACAGCUUCCUCAAAAGUCACAGUCAUCACAGCAAAAGCCGCAGGCUAAAGUGCAACUACUACCUUCGCCGCAGCAGUCCUCGGUAAAGCCGUCUACUCGUGAAACUGAAGGUACUAUUGAAAAUAAACCCAUUCCAUCGCCAUCCUCAUCUGAAAAGGGUGGAAUAGUGGAUGCUCCAGUCUUCUAUCCUACUGAAACUGAAUUUGAGAACCCAUUCAGCUACCUGGAAAAGAUAACUCCUGAGGCCUCGAAGUAUGGCAUUUGCAAAAUAGUGUCGCCUCCGGGAUUCUCUACUGAAUGUCAAUUGCGGGAAGGCGCGAGGUUCACUGCUUGCAACCAGUACCCAGGCAAGAUGUUCAGGAGAUGGGGGUCGGCCACAAGGGAAUUGUGCGCUAUAAAGAAGCAUUUGGCUACACAGAAGGUUCUUUUUACCAGGCCUCCAUUGGUUGACAGUGUAGAAGUGAACUUGCCAAAACUGUACCACAUAGUUCAAAGAAUGGGUGGACUGAAGAAAGUGAUUGAGAAAGAAAAAUGGCAGAAAGUGGCAGAGGAAAUGAACUAUCCAAAAGGAAGUCAAGUAGAGAGAAAGCUAGACCAAGUCUAUGUGAAAUAUUUAUUACCCUACGACACAUUGACUAAUGACGAGCGGCAAGCGAUAUUGGAAAGCGUCGGCAAGGAGUGGGACAAGCGUUACAAACGCAUGCUCCGGCGCGCCCAGAACCCGCUUCACAAGCAGCGGCAGCUACUGGGCGAGUCCUCCUCCGAUGAUGAUGAAGAAGACGAGGACAUGGAGCUAGCCUUGGAGGAGGCCGACGACUGCAUAGUCACCGGACGCAGCAUGAAUCUGGCCACCUUUGAGAAGGUGGCCAGAAACGUGAUGCAGAUGCAGCUAGGUUCCUCAGCUGAAAGCGCGGACGAGAUUGAGCGUCGCUACUGGCGUCUCGUGUCAGCUGGCGACGAGCAUGUGUGCGUGAAUGCGGCCGCCGUCGACACCGCCGACCAGGCGCCGCCGCAGAAGCCGAAGCCCUCCGCUAGACACCCUUGGAAUCUUAAGAUGCUAAGCACAUGCGCAGAGUCGGCCCUGCGCUCUCUAGGCCCAGUGCUGAGCGUGACGGUGCCCACUCUGCACCUCGGCAUGUUAUACUCGUCGUCGUGUUGGCACCGCGACCCGCACGGGCUGCCCUGGACCGAGUUCCUGCACCAGGGGCCCGACAAGAUCUGGUACGGAAUCCCGGACUCGCAAAGCGACCAGUUCCGCCGGGCGGUCGAGGCGCUCUGUCCGGCCUUCUGCCAGAACAAGUCGAUCUGGCUGCCGUCGGACGUCACCAUGAUCCCGCCAGACCUGCUGGUGAAGGAGAAACUCACGCUGACGCGGGCCACUCAGCGCGCCGGCGAUUUUAUUAUCGUUUUUCCUAAGGCCUACAGUUGCUCAAUUUGCACAGGAUACACGAUAUCUGAAAGCGUGUACUACGCACCCUUCUCUUGGCUUGAGACUGUCUCCAACGAUUUUGAGGAAGCGCGCCGCAGCCACGAGCCGACCAUGUUCUCCGUGGAGCAGCUGCUGCUGGGCGCGGUGGAGGAGCGCGGCGCCCCGCAGCCCGCGCGCCGCGCCGCCGCCCUCGCGCUGGCCGCCGCCCUGCGCCGCGAGCUGCACGCCCGGCGCGCCCUGCACCAGCUGCCCAGCAAGGACUCCAAGCAUCCGCCGAAGCGGCGCUGGAGCGCGUGGAAUGUUCGAGAACUGGACGAGUGCGACGUCUGCCGCUGCACACUCUACUUGUCUAAGGUGACAGGUCUGGUGGACAAGAAGGGAGUGUUCUGCCUAGAACAUGCCAUGCGGGUUCUCUCCAAGUUCCAGGGCGAAGACGUCUCGCAAGCCGCGCUGGUCUGCUUCUACUCCAACGAUACUCUGCACACAAUACUCGCGAAGCUAGACAAACGCUUCAGCUCAUAGCAUUGAGAUUUUUUUUAUAUUAUACACUACUUUUACACCGACUUAAGAGAGAUUUUUUUUUCAUAUUUUGUUUGCCAUCAUUUUUUUGUUUGUUAAGAGAGAUUAAAGACAAAUUAGACUGUA